Harmonia axyridis is the source of this 1796-nucleotide messenger RNA. RefSeq names its product sodium channel protein Nach-like. Gene Ontology annotation, molecular function: ligand-gated sodium channel activity. Gene Ontology annotation, biological process: sodium ion transmembrane transport. The coding region runs from base 75 to 1451 and encodes 458 amino acids. The record is from RefSeq and is a predicted model, not a curated record. Gene Ontology annotation, cellular component: membrane. Lineage: Eukaryota; Metazoa; Arthropoda; Insecta; Coleoptera; Coccinellidae. The transcript is spliced from 9 exons.
CUCUGACUCAAUUUCAUAUUGAAAUGAAAUAAAAUAUUUUGCAGAAGCCACAUUCUGUUUGUUUCGACACCAGAAUGAAGACCAAAAAACAGAUAAUUGCUGAAGGGUUUCGGGAUUUUUCUUCCCAAACUACCAUACAUGGGUUGAAUAUAAUAGGGAUGCCUAAACUUCAUAUUUUCGAAAGAGUGUUAUGGGUUUUUAUUGUCGUUUGCGCCUUAGUAGCUGCAAUAUCUUUAACAUUUUCAAGUUUCAAAAGGUAUUCAGAGAAUCCGACAGUUGUUUCUCUCCAAAAAGAUUAUCGAAACUGGUUGAAUCAUUUUCCAGCCGUUACAGGGUGUUUCGUUAAUAAGACAAAUCCUGAAAAGGCUGUAGAAUACAUUAAAGCAAAAUGGAAUAUAACUGAAUCCGAUGAAAAAUUUUCUUAUUAUAUGGAUUUCGUGAUCACUGUUUCAAAUACAUCGUACUACAGCUUGGAUUCAUAUGAAAAUUUCAAGAAUGAUAAAACCCUCAACCAAGUUGAUCUCUUGGAAUUGACAAGAUCGGUCCAUCCAAACCUUGUUGGUACAUUGGUUACUUUUGAGCAUAAGAGAAAACCUUAUUGGAUUGUUGUUAUGACUGAAAUGGGUAUUUGUUUUACGGUUAACAGUCAGUUCGCACCAUUGAUGAAAAUAAAAAUUCCUGGAAAUAACGACACUGACGAUAAUGAAGAGAUACAUAUCCUACGCUGUCAUUACUUGAAUGGAUUAUGUUAUGCCAGGUAUGACUCAGAUCCAACACUAGCUGUCAAGUACUACAUACAUUCCUACUUGGAUGUUUUACAUGCAACUUCUAGUGAACCAGUGGUAGUUGAAGAAAGUCAAGAGAUGGACUUAAGCUUUAUGAUGCAAGAAACAACAUCGAGUUCCUCUUUGAGAGAUUUGUCCCCUACGCAACGAGGAUGUCGUUUCUAUGAUGAACCUUUAACUCCUGACUUGAAAAUUUAUAGCACCAGUAUAUGCUAUAUGCAAUGCAGGGAAAAACUUGCCAUGAAAUUGUGUGGAUGUACUCCAUUCUUUUAUAUAAUUGGUCAACGAGGAAAAGUGUGCGACAUCAAGGGAAUGAUCUGUUUGUCGAGAAAUGUAAAUAUUUUGACUAAAAAUCCUUCAGAAUUGAACUGUGUAUGUCCUCAAGCUUGCCAUCUUUUGACGUAUAUUCGGCAAACGCCAAAAGUAACAAAAUGGGAAUACGGAUAUUUCGAUCAAAGGAUCACAUUCAGAUGGAGCCUUAUUCCCCCUACGACAAAGUAUAUAAGAGAUGUCAUCUUUGGUAUAGACAGUUUAGUAGCAUCUUCAGGGGGGACAGUUUCCCUCUUCCUUGGUAUGAGUGUGAUUGGUUUGAUAGAAUUUUUUUAUUUGAUUGUGGAGAAUAUAAUAAAGGGCUUCAUCAAACUUUUUAGAAAUAAAAAGAAAUAGAUCAAAAAGGAACAAAAUACCUACUAAACAUAUAUGAGUUUUUAUUUUCAGCUUUGCCAAUUUGCGGUUGAAUUGUUCUUAAUUUAUGCAAUCUGUUGUACUUCUGUUGAUUGAAUAAGGUCAUCAGCAAUUAUUAUUAUUAUUUUUAUUAGAGUGUUUUCACAAACUCCACCGAGAUACAUUAUUUCAAAAGCCUCUUAAUUGUCAGCAAUACUAAUUUAUAAUUGAUACAAGAGAGUAGUAGCUGGCAGAAAAUACAUACAUACAUGUAUAUGGUUUUCAUUUAUUGUUUUCAUUGAUUACGUAGCUUAGCCUAAAUAGGUAGCAUUGUUUUACCCUUCUAUU